CGUAGGCUAGGCAGCUGUCUGGCACUGGUUGUGCAGAUCAAGGACACCAGUGAAAUCGCAUUUUAUUCGAUUUGCCAGAGUUUGUCAUCGCGUGCUUAGUUGUUAAAAUGCUUUUUUGAGCUCUUCUGCUUUUAAGUUAGCACCUCUCGAAUCAUGCUCAAGUUGCUGUCGUUUGAAAUUGCGCACAAAAACACCGUGCUCAACAUCGGCAGACACCUGUUUGCGAGAAAUUAUCAAACACACACCGGGGUCUACGGCUACAAACCUCGCCCCAAACGAGAUUUCCAGAUCUCCCACGAGGUGUUGGAGGCCCGCAGCAGACAGCCAAAUUUUUGUCGGCUCGUCGCCGCUUACAGGGAGCAUGCCCACAAACAAGCCGAGAUAAAUCCGGUCGCGCUCAAUCCAAUAAGGCCGCUGAAAGAGUUGGAAGCUGAACGUUUCGGCCUGUACAACGACGACAUAGUCAAAACUCCAGGAAUCCUCAAUGGACCGUCCAGCGAGUGCACUGUCGCAGAGGCCAUUCACUUUCUCGAGUACGUCUACAGCAAGACAAUCUCUGCGGAAUUCAGCUACCUUGAGAAUGAGGAGGAGCGCGAGUGGUUUGCCGAGGAAAUGGAAGACAAGGUCCCAAUGGACAUUCCUCUGGAAGCGAAGAAAGCCAUAGCCGAGGAGUUGAUCAAGUCGCAGGUUUUCGAUCGUUUCAUGGCGAGCAAAUUUCCAACCGUGAAACGCUACGGCGCCGAAGGAGCAGAGGCGAUGGUUGCCUUCUUCCAGGAGCUCUUUUACAUGUCCGCCAGAGACGAAAUUGAGCAAAUUGUGCUGUGCAUGCCUCACAGAGGCCGUCUCAAUUUGCUCACCGGAAUGUUCAAUUUCCCGCCGGCCGCUCUCUUUCGAAAGCUGAAAGGACAGUUUGAAUUUCCUCCAUCUGCUCAAGCCACCGGAGACGUCAUCAGUCAUUUAACUUCGACCACUAACUUGGAAAUUGACGGCAAAAGCCUGCACUUGACCAUGCUCUUCUGCCCUUCGCAUUUGGAGGCCGUCAAUCCCGUUUCCAUGGGCAAAACCAGGGCGCGACAGCAGACAUUGGGCGACGGCGCCUACUCAAAGGACGAAUCGAAACAGUGGAGCGACAAAGUGCUCAACGUCCAAGUGCACGGAGACGCGGCGUUCGCCGGCCAGGGCGUCAAUCAGGAGACGCUCAACAUGACGACGGUGCCGCACUUUGAGGUCGGUGGCUCGGUGCACUUGGUGGUCAACAACCAGAUCGGCUUCUCCACCCCUGGGCCGCGGGGAAGGUCGUCCAGGUACUGCUGCGACCUGGCAAAAAUGGUCAGCGCGCCCGUCAUCCACGUCAACGGCAACGACCCUGAGAUGGUGUUCCGGGCAACGCAAAUCGCCUUCCGCUACCAGAGGCAGUUCAGGAAGGACGUCUUCAUCGACAUGAACUGCUUCCGCCGCUGGGGCCACAACGAAGUGGACGACCCCACCUUCACCAAUCCUAUUCAGUACAAAAUCAUCGACAAACAAAGAUCUGUCCCUGAUCUGUAUGUGGAGAAACUUGAGGAAAGCGGACUUUUCAGCGCGGAAGAAGCGAGCGGCGUCAGCAAAAAAUACUACGACUGGCUGAACAAUCAGCUGAAACUUGCGGACAACUACGAACCACAAGCUAGUUUUCUGACUGGACCGUGGUCUCACGUCUGUCAGGCCGAUGCGGCGGUCACCACCUGGGACACUGGUGUGUCGACCAACCUGCUGAAAUUCGUCGGCCACAAAUCAGUGUCCUUUCCGCAAGACUUUGAAAUCCACCCUCAUUUGCUUAAAACCUUUGUGCAAGGCCGCUUGAGGAAAAUCCAGGAAGAAAAUCAAAUCGACUGGGCCACCGCAGAGGCUUUGGCCGUCGGUUCCUUGCUCUACGAAGGUUAUGAUGUCCGGAUUUGUGGGCAGGAUGUUGGUCGCGGGACAUUUGCGCAGCGGCACGCGAUGCUGGUGGACCAGGAAACCAACGACACGUACAUUCCCCUCAAUGAAAUGGAUCCUGAGCAGAAAGGCCACUUGGAGGUGGCAAACAGCAUUCUGUCUGAAGAAGCGGUGCUCGGAUUCGAGUACGGAAUGAGCAUCGAGAGUCCGAAGCGGCUUGCCAUCUGGGAAGCGCAGUUUGGAGAUUUCUUCAACGGGGCGCAAAUCCAGAUCGACACGUUCAUCGCCAGUGGCGAAACCAAAUGGGUCACGUGCAGCGGACUGGUGAUGCUUCUGCCCCACGGCUACGACGGCGCCGGCCCCGAGCACAGUUCUUGCCGCCUCGAACGAUUCCUCCAGCUCUCGGACUCGAACGAGGACAAGCCCGACGGGGACAACGUCAACAUGCAUAUCGUCCACCCGACCACGCCUGCUCAAUAUUUCCACCUUCUGCGAAGACAGAUGUUGAGGAACUUCCGCAAACCGCUGAUCGUGGCGUCGGCCAAAACCGUGCUCCGCUUGCCUGCGGCCAGUUCGUCUCUUGCCGAAAUGGCACCCGGAACUUCUUUUAACCCAGUCCUAGGCGACCUCGAGGCUGAGGCCAACGGGAAGAGCGUGAAUCGAGUUGUUUUCACCAGCGGAAAGCAUUACUACAGCUUGGUCGGUCAAAGAAAGCUGUUGGAUCGAAAGGACGUGGCCAUCAUUCGAGUCGAGUCUCUCUGCCCUUUCCCCACUCUCGAGCUUAACAAGCAACUGGAGAAAUAUCCCAGGGCAAAGUCAUUUAUUUGGAGCCAGGAAGAGCCGAGAAACCAAGGCGCUUGGAAUUUUGUGCAGCCGCGGUUUUAUAACCUAGUGGGAAAGAAGCUUUCCUACAGAGGUCGGCCUACCCUGGCAGCACCUGCCGUUGGCUAUGGAAUAGCACACAAGCAGCAAGCUGAGGAAGUCAUUACCUCUGCAUUCUCUCCAUAAAUAUAGUAACGUGUUUUCCUGUUGAUAUAUAUAU
Messenger RNA from Cloeon dipterum, 2959 nucleotides. Its product is annotated as probable 2-oxoglutarate dehydrogenase E1 component DHKTD1 homolog, mitochondrial. Bases 154 to 2925 code for a protein of 923 amino acids. The transcript is spliced from 18 exons. Gene Ontology annotation, biological process: tricarboxylic acid cycle. Lineage: Eukaryota; Metazoa; Arthropoda; Insecta; Ephemeroptera; Baetidae. The record is from RefSeq and is a predicted model, not a curated record. Gene Ontology annotation, molecular function: oxoglutarate dehydrogenase (succinyl-transferring) activity; thiamine pyrophosphate binding.